Molecule: messenger RNA, 2961 nt
Organism: Strongyloides ratti
Lineage: Eukaryota; Metazoa; Nematoda; Chromadorea; Rhabditida; Strongyloididae
Product: Zinc finger protein 64 homolog
Exons: 3
Coding region: 1-2961 (986 amino acids)
Biological process (GO): regulation of transcription by RNA polymerase II
Cellular component (GO): nucleus
Molecular function (GO): RNA polymerase II transcription regulatory region sequence-specific DNA binding; protein binding; DNA-binding transcription factor activity, RNA polymerase II-specific
Source: RefSeq, a predicted model, not a curated record
AUGUAUAAUGAAACUUUUUCUUAUCAAAAUUGCCAAAAUUUUACUUGGGAUAAUCCAAAUAUCAUGGAUGAUACGAUGGUUCUAGCAUCGUCUUCAAGAGAUGGUCAAAGUACUUUAUUUCCUAUUACUUUUCAUGAUGGUCCAAUAACACCAGCAUUGGAGAGAUUAAGUAUUCUACGGCAAAAAGGAGAAUUUUGUGAUUGUGAAAUAAAAGUACAAGAUAAAUUAUUUGCUGCUCAUCGUGUAGUACUUUCCUCUGUCAGUCCAUAUUUAAAUUCAAUAUUUAAAAGAAAUAUGAUUGUUAAAGAAAGGAUGGUAUUAAAUUCAUGGUAUCCAGAAAUUUUUGAGCAAAUUCUUGAAUAUUGUUAUACAGGAAGAAUUACAAUUAAUCGUGAAACAUGUUUUGAAACAUUAAGAUUAGCUAAUAGUUUUCUUAUGGCACGUUUAAAAAGUUAUUGCGCAAAUUAUUUAGAUCAAGCUAUGGAUCCAUCAAAUUGUCUUUCAAUAAAGGAUAUCUCUACAAAAUAUAAUAUUCCAUCAUUACAAGCAACAGCAUGUGAAUAUUUUGAUAAUAAUUUUACAAAAUGUCUUCUUGAAAGCACUAAUAUACCAGAAUAUUCUUAUGAAGAGCUUCGUAAUUUAUUAAUGAAUCCUAAAUAUAAUUGUAUGUUAACACCAGAAGUACAUAUUAAAGUUAUAACUCGUUGGACUAAUCAUUAUAUUGAUGAUAGAGAAGAUGCAUUUGAUGAGUUAUUAAAACAAGUCAAUCCACAAACAAUAAAUAUAUCAACAAUUGAAUAUUUAUUAGAUUAUUCACCAUUAUAUCAAAAUUCAACAUUUUGCAGGUUUAUGCUUAUGAAUCUUGUUUAUUCAUAUCAUAUGCCAUUAGGAAAAUAUGAAAUUGAAUUUCAAAAUUAUUAUAAACAAGCAAAUACAUAUGGUAUACAAUCAUUAAAAUGUGUUCGUCAAAAUGAAAAUAUGAUUCAACACCCAGAAAAUGAAGGGAUGUCGCAAGCAUCAUAUCAAAAUUUUCAACAACCAAUUAAUAAUGAUAAUAACCAAAGUCAAAUUCAUCAUAAUGAACAAUCAUCUGACAUGGAUAGUAAUAGACCAUCAAUUAAAUUAAAAAUAAAUAUGAAUCAUAAAAGUAAUAGUAAUAUGGAAAAUUCAGAAAUAAUGAUUGAUGGAAAUGAAAAUGUAGAAAAAAAUAAGAAUAGAAAACGUGGAAGGCCUACAAAAGAAAAAAUUUGUACAAUUAAUGAUAAUAAUGAUAUUGAACCAGAAUCAGCAUUUUUUGAUUUAGAUGAAUCAUUAGAAGAAUUAGUAUUAUUUGAUACAGAUGAUGAUAUUAAUCCAGAUGAUAUAAUCGAUGAUAAAUUAAUUGUUCCAGCAACUGGAGAUGAUGCAAAAUAUCAGUGUGACAAUUGUCCUUUUCAAGCAGCAACACUAAAUAUUAUUAAACUACAUAUCGCAAAAACACAUGCAAAAAAUGUUUUAUAUGUAUGUCCUUUUUGUCAAUAUGAAUGUACAUGGAAUAAAAUAUUUUAUAAUCAUAUGAGAGAACAUUUUCAAGGUCCUCCAUAUAAAUGUGAUCAUUGUGAAUAUUCCUGUGAUAAUAUUCAUUUAUUAUUAUCACAUAGAACAUGUCAUUCAGAUGAGAAACCAUUUAAAUGUGGAUAUUGUGACUAUAGGUCGAGAGUUAAAGCAAAUUUAUAUACACAUGUUAGAUUACAUACAAAUGAUAAACCAUAUUUAUGUGAAUAUUGUGAUAAACAAUUUGCAACUUCUAUUUAUUUAAAAUCUCAUUUAACCAGUCAUUCAGAUGAAAGACACUAUGCAUGUGAUAUUUGUGAUUUCACUACAAAAUAUGCUAGUCAUUUAUUAUCCCAUAAAAGACUUCAUUCUGGUGAUUUAUUUCAUUGCGAAUAUUCUGGUUGUUCUUAUUCAUCACCUAAAAAAUCACAAUUAGCUGCUCAUUUGAGAACUCAUCUUGCUGUUAGAUCUCAUACCUGUAAUAUUUGUCAUAGAUCAUUUAUUGAAAAAUCCCAUCUUGUUAGACAUGAAAGAAUACAUUUAGAAGAUAAACCAUUUAAAUGUGAACAAUGUUCAUAUGCCUCAUCAAGAAGAGAUAAACUUAAGGAGCAUAUUCAAAAACACCAUACAGGAGAUAAUUCAGGAAAUAAUAAACCAACAAAACGUCGUAAACGUGAUAAAUUAAAUAAUGAAUCAAAAAUACAAUUUCAAAAGGAAAUUGCAUUAAGAAAUAGACAAAGUGACCAAACAAAAUUAUUCCGUCCUAUAACACAUAAUGAAAUAGAGGAAAAUAUUUUUCCUGAUAAAAUAUCAUCAACUACACAUAAUAAUGUAAUUUCAAUGAAUACUAGAACUAUUCAUCACCAACAACAACAACAACAACCUGAAAGUAACCUUACAGAGUAUAAUGAUAUGAUAAAUAUUGGUAGAAUUCAUAGUAAUAAUCGAUCAUCAUCUGUUGUAUUACAAUCAAAUCAAGAUAGUAUCCUCCUUCAUAAUAUAAGUCCUUCUCGAUCUCUAAAUGGAAAUAUAAAUGAUAUUCUUGGUGAUGAUACUUUAUAUGAUAAUAUUGGAAAAGUUAAUGUUGACGGGGGACAUUUAACACGUAUGAUGGGACAUGAAACAUCAAGAUCAUUUCCUGAAACACCAACAGAUCCUAUGGAUAGUCAACUAAUAAGAAGUCCCCAAUCUGUUGAUCCUCAAUAUAUGAUAGAUGAUUUUAAUCAAAUGAAUCCUCCAAAUAAUGGUAUUGAUAUGCAAAGACCAAUGUCCUUACCACCAUAUACAAUGCCAAAUCAAAUGAUGUCACAAAAUGGUCAUCUUAAUAAUAUUAAUCAGGUUACUACUUAUAGUCAACCUACUAAUACAAAUCCACAACUUCAUAAUGGUCCAGGUGUUCAUAAUAAUAUGCAUACAUGGGGAUGGUAG